UUUUUCCCAUCAGUUUCACUUUCACCUGCGGUCACAACUACAAGUCCAAAUCCAUCAUUUCUACUUCAAUCUCUUGAAGCUUCACAUCGAAUCUGCCUUUCCUGCAGAAAGUUUCAGCUUAAUCGUUUCCUGUUGGCGGAGAGCAUGUUUGUUUUUGUAUUUGCUCUUCGGUGAUAUGUAUAUUAUAUGUAUGUGUGUAUGUACAGGUUUGUAAUUGUGGACUCGGCAUACCGUUUCUGGAAAUUGUCAUCGAUUAAUCGAAGCUGGACAUCCCAGGCGUGAAUUUGAGAGCAGGCGAUGGAAAUCGGGAAUUAGUCAGGAGUAAUUGGAUAAGGUAGGGCGACAGGAAAUCGUGAGGGGGGAGGGGGAAAAGGAUCACUAAUAAUGAAUGUUCCUGAAAGUCGUAGCGAAUUCGAUCAUUUUUCUGGCGCUUUCGCACUUCAGAAAGAGGAUGAACUUUCUGGAGAAACCCAUCCUAUUCUCGACUACGCAAUGCAUUUGGCUUUUUAUGCUGCGCUCACUGCAAUCUUCUUGAUGAUCAUAGCCUUGAUCACGAAACUCUUGUGCAACUACGACGAGGAGGGGGGCAGCGGAGAAGCAGCCGCAGCAGAGGGGGCGACCGAGCAGAGUCGAUUAUUGCCGCCAAAGGAGGAGGCUGUGUACAGUAGCUACGGCACCAGCUGGAACGAUCUAGAAUCCGGCAGCACCUCAUCCUCCGAGGAUCUGUACGAUGGAAAGAUAUGCGUGAUAUGCUACGACGAAAAAAGGAGCUGCUUCUUCGUUCCUUGUGGUCAUUGCGUCGCUUGCCACACUUGCGCCAACAGGAUUGUAAGAGAGGAGAACAAGAGCUGCCCAAUAUGCAGAGGAAUUAUUGACAAGGUAAGAAAAUUAUACAUCCUUUGAAAUUUGUGUGAAUUCGAAAGAAAGAUAUAUAUGUGCAUAUAAUAGUAUUUAGUAGAUUCUGUACAUUGUUAUUGUAUUUGCUUAGACAUCAUUCUUCCAUGAUUUUUGUAAAUGGCUGUACAUUUUAAAAUAAUAGAAAUCUAUAUAUAUAUGUUCACACAAUAAUUUUUGC
Andrographis paniculata is the source of this 1075-nucleotide messenger RNA. RefSeq names its product E3 ubiquitin-protein ligase APD2-like. The transcript has 5 exons. The record is from RefSeq and is a predicted model, not a curated record. NCBI's taxonomy places the organism in Eukaryota, Viridiplantae, Streptophyta, Magnoliopsida, Lamiales, Acanthaceae. The coding region runs from base 385 to 903 and encodes 172 amino acids.